Molecule: messenger RNA, 4212 nt
Organism: Amaranthus tricolor (Joseph's coat)
Lineage: Eukaryota; Viridiplantae; Streptophyta; Magnoliopsida; Caryophyllales; Amaranthaceae
Product: systemin receptor SR160
Exons: 1
Coding region: 266-3895 (1209 amino acids)
Biological process (GO): protein phosphorylation
Cellular component (GO): plasma membrane
Molecular function (GO): protein binding; ATP binding; protein kinase activity
Source: RefSeq, a predicted model, not a curated record
AACAUAUUUUUAGAUAGAUAGUGUCACAUGGCAUGUGAGUACCAGCUGUUUCCUCCACUCCAUCCCAAGUCUUCUUAAUUCUCCCUCUUAAUAUAAACUCUUCUCUUCUACCUUAAUCUAAUCUUUUACUGAUUUCUUCCUUCUCACUCCUGUUUCUUCAUCUCUUUUCUUUCUUCAUUCUUCAAACUUUAAGCUUUCUCACUAAUGGCUGAUUCUGAGACGUUACUUCAGUAAAACCCAUUCAUAAAACCACAAAUUUAGCUUAAUGAAACUUUGCCCACAAAAAAUGAAGCUACUUUGCACUAUAUUAUUGCUAUUUUCUCUUUACCCACCUCUGUUUUCUUCUGUUUUUGCUGCUUCUCCUCCUCCUGAUGGAAAAACCAGAGAUGCCCAGAAAUUGUUGAGCUUCAAAUCUUCACUUUUGAACCCAAAUAUCCUCCAAAACUGGCAAGAAAACUCUGACCCAUGUCAUUUUAAUGGUGUUUUCUGUAACAACUCUAGAGUUUCUUCUUUGGAUCUUAACUCUCUAUCUCUUUCAACUGAUAUUUCUUCUGUGUCAACACAUCUUUUUUCUAUUGAACACUUAACUUCUCUUUCCAUGGCUUCUUCAAAUAUUUCUGGUUCUCUUAAACCUUUCUCUCUUUGCUCUUCUUCACUAUCAGAAAUUGACCUAUCUCAAAACUCCAUUUCUGGGUCUUUCCUUGAUUUAUCAAAGUUUUCUUCUUGUUCUUCAUUAUCAAGCCUGAAUAUUUCCUUCAAUUUAUUGGAUUCUUCCAAGAAUUUGAAAGGUGCUCAUUUUGGGCUUUCUCUCAAAACAUUGGAUGUUUCUAUGAAUCGUUUAUCUGGGCAACAAGUUCUUCCAUGGGUGUUUUCUCAAGGUUGUGAAAAGCUAACCCACUUAGCUUUAAAGGGUAAUAAGUUGCAAGGAAGCUUUUCUCUUGAUGGGUGUUCAAAUUUGGAGUUUUUGGAUCUUUCUUCCAAUAAUAUCUCAAUUCCCAUGCCUAAUUUUGGGGAAAAUUGUCCAAAUUUGAAGUAUCUUGACAUAUCUUCUAACAAAUUUGUUGGAAAGAUUGAAGAAAAUGCACUUGUUGGGUGUAAAAGCUUGAACUUCUUGAAUGCAUCUGAUAAUGAAUUAAGUGGUGGAUUUCCUGCACUGCCUUCUCUAAAUAUGCAUUAUCUUUACUUGGGUAGUAACAAGUUACAAGGUGUGAUUCCCAAGAGUUUUGCUGAUGAUUUUUGCUCAAAUUUGGUGAAUUUGGAUCUUUCCUUCAACAAUUUAUCUGGUAUGAUCCCCACUGGCUUUGAAUCUUGCUCAUUGUUAGAAAUUUUUGAUGUUUCUAACAACAAUUUCUCUGGGGAAUUGCCUGUUGAUGUAUUUUUGAAAAUGGGAAACUUGAAGGAGUUACACUUGGCUUUUAACAACUUUGAAGGUUCUUUGCCUGAUUCUUUCUCUAUGCUUAGUAAUUUAGAGUCCUUAGAUUUGAGCUCUAAUAUGAUUUCUGGUAAAAUCCCACCUGGAAUUUGUCAAAACCCUGAUGGAAAUCCUAGCAAAUUGAAAGAACUUGACCUUCAAAACAAUCAAUUAACUGGCCCUAUACCACCCACUUUAAGUAAUUGCUCUGACCUUGUUUCUCUUGAUCUUAGCUUUAAUUACUUAAGUGGGACUAUCCCAACUAGUUUAGGCUCUCUUACUAAGCUUAAAGACUUGAUUAUAUGGAUGAACAAACUUCAGGGUGAAAUCCCUUCUGAGCUUAUGUAUACUAAAGCAAUAGAAAACUUGAUUUUAGACUACAAUGAGUUGACUGGUACUAUCCCUUCUGGUUUGAUGAACUGCACAAAUUUGAACUGGAUUUCGUUGUCGAGCAACAAAUUGAGUGGAGUUAUACCAUCUUGGAUUGGUAAAUUGAGUAAUCUUGCCAUUCUCAAGCUCUCGAACAACUCGUUUUAUGGUGAAAUCCCACCUGAGUUGGGUGAUUGUAAGAGCUUGUUAUGGUUAGAUUUGAAUAGCAAUAUGUUGAAUGGGAGUAUUCCUAAGGAGUUGGCGAAUCAGUCGGGGAAAAUGGCGGUUGGUCUUGUUGUCGGGAAGAAGUUUGUGUAUUUGAGAAAUUUUGGAGGAAAGGGUUGUCAAGGAACUGGGAAUUUGCUCGAAUAUGCUGGGAUUAGGCCGGAUGCGAUUAAUCGACUCCCGACUGUUUGCAAGUUCCAGCAAAUUUAUCAGGGUCAUACUCAGCCUAUUUUUAACUACAAUGGGUCUAUGAUUUUCCUUGAUUUGUCUUAUAACCAGCUCCAAGGUGGUAUCCCUAAGGAGCUCGGUACAAUGUACUAUCUGUCGAUUUUGAAUUUGGGUCAUAACAAUCUUUCGGGUUCAAUCCCAGAUGAACUUUCGGGGAUGAAAAACAUUGGUGUUAUGGAUCUCUCACACAACCAUCUCUCGGGUUUAAUCCCGUCAUCUUUGGGAAGUCUUUCUUUGUUGACGGAUAUGGAUUUGUCGAACAAUGAGCUCUCGGGCAUGAUUCCUGAAUCAGCGCAGUUUGAGACCUUCCCAGCUUCUCGAUUCUUCAACAACCCUGGUCUCUGUGGUUACCCUCUGCCUCGUUGUGAUAAAAAUGCUGGUGCGAAUUCAACUCAACAUCAUAAGCGAGGGAAGCAGGCUUCUCUUGCGGGGAGUGUGGCGAUGGGGUUGUUGUUCGCUCUUUUCUGCAUAUUCGGGUUGAUCAUUGUCGGGCUUGAGAUGAAGAAGAGGAGGAAAAAGAAGGAAGCUUUACAGGAUAUUUACAUGGAUGGCAACUCACAAUCAGGCAACAAUAACGCCUCUGCUUGGAAAUACACAAGUAAUCGUGAGGCAUUGAGCAUCAACCUUGCUGCAUUCGAGAAGCCCCUUCGAAAGCUUACUUUUGCCGAUCUUCUAGAAGCCACCAAUGGAUUCCAUGAUGACAGUAUGAUUGGCAAAGGCGGGUUUGGUGAUGUGUACAAAGCUCAGCUCAAGGAUGGGAGUGUGGUUGCGAUCAAGAAGCUGAUACAUUCAAGCGGGCAAGGCGAUAGAGAAUUCACGACUGAGAUGGAAACCAUUGGGAAAAUCAAGCAUCGCAACCUUGUGCCACUCUUAGGAUAUUGCAAGGUCGGAGAAGAGCGGUUGUUGGUCUACGAGUACAUGAAAUAUGGAUCCCUUGAAGAUGUCCUACACGACCAAAAGAAGGGAAAAAUUAAGCUAAAUUGGGCUGCCCGGAGAAAGAUUGCCAUUGGAGCAGCUCGAGGCUUAGCUUUCCUUCAUCAUAAUUGCAUCCCUCAUAUCAUUCAUCGGGACAUGAAAUCUAGUAAUGUUCUAAUAGACGAGAAUUUAGAAGCGAGGGUGUCUGAUUUUGGGAUGGCUAGACUUAUGAGUGCGAUGGAUACUCAUUUGAGUGUGAGCACAUUGGCCGGAACCCCAGGAUAUGUUCCACCCGAGUACUACCAAAGCUUUAGAUGUUCUACGAAGGGAGAUGUAUAUAGCUAUGGUGUCGUAUUGCUCGAGUUGCUGACGGGAAAACCACCAACAGAUUCAGCAGAUUUUGGCGACAAUAAUCUUGUGGGUUGGGUGAAAAUGCAUGCGAAAUUAAAAAUAAUCGAUGUAUUUGAUCCCGAGUUAAUAAAGGAGGAUCCGAAUUUGGAAAUCGAGCUUUUACAGCAUCUGAAAGUCGCAUGUGCGUGCCUUGAUGAUCGACCAUGGAAACGACCAACAAUGAUUCAAGUAAUGGCGUUGUUUAAGGAAAUACAAGCGGGUUCAGGGCUCGACUCAUCAUCGACCAUUACCGAAGAUGAUGGAAGUUUUAGUACAAUGGGAGCGAGUUUCAGCACCACAGUCGAUAUUCUCGACAUGAGCAUAAAAGAAGUUCCAGAAGGAAACUACAAGCUAUAGAAGAAGACAGUGGUGUCAAAGCUCCCAAAAUUUUCCUAUACCAACUUAAAAAUGGUUGGUAUAAACAAAAAUUUUCAUUACAAUAUCAUGUAACAAAUUAAUGUAUGUAUCAAAAAAGAACUUUUUUUUUUUUUUUUUACAUUUUUAUACAUAGGUGGUUUUGUUAACUUUUUAUUUUUUAUUUUUUAUUUUUUUUAUUUUGGGGGUCAGUUUGUAGUGUGUAAAUAUUGUACUAGAAAUGUAGGACUCGUUUGAAUUUUAAUCUAUUUUCCCCUUUGCUUAAUGCAUAGGCAAAUGAACAUUCAGGCUGUUUACUA